Anoplophora glabripennis (Asian longhorned beetle) is the source of this 1983-nucleotide messenger RNA. RefSeq lists its product as uncharacterized. The transcript has 3 exons. Lineage: Eukaryota; Metazoa; Arthropoda; Insecta; Coleoptera; Cerambycidae. The record is from RefSeq and is a predicted model, not a curated record. Bases 339 to 1820 code for a protein of 493 amino acids.
UUUUCUAGGAGUUUAAGAUGAGAUUUCUAGUUAGAUACCUACCUAUGGACGUAAUGUAUAUACGAUACCAAAUCUCAGAUAAAAAAUAUCCGUCUAAACCUCGAAACUGACCUUAUCACGGAAUAAUAGUUUCUCCACCUAUAAUGUGAUAUCUGUAAUAGUUUCUAGAUUACAACUGCUCCACUCCGUGUAGAGGUGUAUAUGGGACCUGGCAAAUGCAUUGUGCCAAUAAGCACAUUGCUCUGAACCACUUGAAACUGUGCGGGUGGUUAAAGUUUUCGCUGGCCUAAUUUUCCGUGCCAUUCCUGAACCUCUUUGGAUAUUUGAAGCAUAAGAUAAUGAUGCGACUAUUCCUUUUCUUCAUUUUGGGCACACUGGCGGUUCAGGAAAUACGGUCAGUGCAAGAAACUUGUCACGAAAUAAUCAAAGAAUGCCAUUCUACAAAUUACAAGGAAUACGUUAAUUGCAUUAGAAGAAGGCAAAAGCGAUCGACCGAUUGCAAUAUACCUUGCGACUCGGACAAUUGUAUAAACACGUGCAACGAGUGCGACUGUAAUUCGUGCGGUUAUAGCUCCUGCCAAAAUGCCUGCGAUUCCUGCUGCAGCAGUUGUUGCAACAACUACAACGUCUGCACCAACAACCACUGCUGCCAUAAAACGUGCCAUGCCCAGUGUAGGUCGUCCAGUUGCAGAAGUUCUUGCCGAAAGACUUGUUACGACAGAAUUAAGGACUUAGAUGAAAAAACUGCUAGCAAUAUCACCAACAUCAAUUCGAACGACAAUAAGCAUAAUAUUACCACCAUUAUUCAUUUGAAUAAUGUUAUCAAUAACACUAACGUCAUCGAUAUUCCCAUUUCGCUUAAUAACACCAACCAGCAGAAUAUAACGUUAUAUGAAAGGGGACUCAAUGCCGGAUCUAAUGGGACACAAAGUUGCUGCGUGGUCAUUAGUCCUCGGCAAUGUGCGCCUCACAAUGAAUAUCCUUUCUACAAAUGUUUCCAUUACCGUUCAAAACAAUGCGGUGAGUACUGCACGGCUCCUAUAGUACAUAAGGAACAACAGCAAAUAUGCCAGACUACAUAUCCAGGAAGUGCACCUAGUUGUCGCCAGUCAGUGAUGUAUAUUCCACAACCCCAGCCUAGAUGCACCUAUCAGUCUACUUGGCCUUACGUUGCCUGCGGCAUUUCAAGAUCAGUAUCUUGUGCAGGCUGUUACAGUCACUAUGUCAACUCGAACGCUCAGAAUUACCUGAAUUGUCCAUCUGCGUGUUACGACGAUGGAUUCGGCAUCGGCCCUUAUUACAGACAAGGGCCAGUUUACAGGCAGACCUACUCACAUGCACCAUGUUUUUCGUGCUUUGGUUACGGAGGAUAUGGAGGAUAUGAAGGAUAUGGAGGGGCGUAUGGAGGUUAUCCAGUAUUUGGUGGAUACGGCGGAUACCCUGGUUAUGGUGGGGCCUACCCUCCAUUUGGCGGAUAUCCUGCUAUCGCUCUUGGUGCUGGUACUGGUUUCAAUGACCCUAAUGUAAUGACGUACGGAAGUUGGGCACCUGGGAUAGAAAAUCCUUUCCAACAGACUAACAAUAAUUCCGAUCUAGGCAUAGAUCCUCUGAUCAGUGUGGGUCCAAACUUAUCGACUAAUCCUUAUGGCGACCCUUAUAGAGUUUCAAGAGAACUAGAAAUUGAAGUAAACUACGAACCCAAAUCGGAUGCUCAGGCCGAGGUGAAAAUAAAAAAUUCGAAUAAACCUGUGGAAGAUGACUCCGAUAAAGUUGAUUUAAAAAAUACUACCCAACCUCCUUUGGAUAGCAAAUCGGCUUAAAACUAAAUAUUUAUACUUACUUUCGUCGGUAUAUUUUAAGCAUCGGGUUAUCUAAAAUUGAAACAUUUGGCAACUCCUGUUAGUUUUAGUAUCUAUACCGAAAUGUAAAUUUGUACGUUAUCAAUUUUUUUAAAUAAAAUAAUAAACAGUAUUAUAUUAUUUC